Symbiodinium sp. CCMP2456 is the source of this 1839-nucleotide messenger RNA. NCBI's taxonomy places the organism in Eukaryota, Dinophyceae, Suessiales, Symbiodiniaceae. The record is from the annotation of a GenBank genome assembly.
AUGGCCAGUCCAAGCAAUGGAGUUCCCAAGAUUGUUUGGAUGCUUUGGUUCCAGGGAUGGGAGCGGGCACCUCACGUCUGCAAGAUGUGCAAGAAGUCGUUCGAACUGUGGAACCCUGGUUGGGAAGUACGUGCUCUCGAUGAGCAGUCUCUUCCCGACGUGCUCGGUGAUUACUGCAAGCAGUUCACGGAGAUUUGCAAGGCCAACAAUCCCCUGGCUGGUCUUGGCCUCUCCUGGAUUCCGCCUGCUGCCGCUGCAGAUGUGCUGCGGCUUUUCUUGUUGAUCCGUUACGGAGGCGUCUGGGCUGAUGCCACAGUCCUUUGUCGACGACCGCUUGAUGAGUGGAUCCACGCUGCUGCGGCUCCUGCAGAUGGCUUCUUUGCAUUCGGACCGGAGAAAGGCGAGGAAAUUCCGAUCAUGAGCAGCUUCCUGGCCAGCCGGGCACAGCAUCCGCUGCUAGAGGCCUGGCAAGAGAAACUACAUCGUCACUGGAAGAUGCCAGCGAAAGAGCGGCCUAACCUGGAAUACUUCUGGUUUCAUGUGCUCUUCGGCAAGCUGGUCCAGGAGAAUGCUACCGCCAAAGAUUUGUGGCAACGCGCUCGGAAAAUGGCGGCAGAAUACAAGCAGCCGGGUCCGCACCGCUUCAUGCCCUAUGAGGAGGUUCUGGUGAAGCCGCCGGAUGAAGAGUUCAAGCGGCAAGUUGAGAACGUCGAGGAAGAGGAGCCUGUUCUGAAAUUGACGAUCCACGAUGUGAAAUACAACAGGGAGGGUCGCGAUGUUCUGCACCAGCGAGAUGGAUCUGAUUUUCGUGUGAAAGCAUCUCAAUCCAGUUUCGAGUAUUUGAUGCAGCGGACGUUGGAGAAGGCACGCUUGCACCACGCCGACGCGCCCGAAUGCAUGGCUUGGAAGCCAGAAGCUGGGGCAUAUCGCAAAGAGUAUGGCCACGCAGAUGAUGCGGUGCUGCUCCAGAAUAUGCCGGAGUCGCGGCGCUCGCAUGCUAGUGUGCUGUUCAUAUGGCUGGCAGUUGCAGUGGCCUGCUGUGUGGAGGUUUGGGUAUGUGCUGGUGCCACCGCUGGCGUGUCCUGGUUGUCCGGGUAUCUCAUGGAACUCCUUUACUCAGCAGACCAUGUCUUUGUGAUGCAGCUGGUGUUCAGUAGCUUGGAUACACCCCACCGGCUGAUGAGCAAGGCUCUCUACAUUUCGAUGAUCAGCACCAUGACAUUCCGCUUCCUCGGCUUUGUCUGUGGCGGGCACUGGAUCACUCCGGUUGCCAUCCGAGCUUCGUCUUGGAUGCUGGGUUUUGGACUAGUAUACGCAGGAAUCUGCAGGCUUGGAAGCAUCUCGCACGGCGUUUCGGAGUGCAUGGUGCUGCGGCUCCUGCGAAGCCUCAUGGGCGAGCGCCUGGCAGAGUUCUAUGACGAAGAGGGCGAGGCUUGGCUUGUGGAGGUGAAGGGCAAGGUUCGCAUGACUUUACUCGGUGUGGUGCUGAUCUGUCUCGUUUCGCUGAAUUUUGCCUUGAACUUCGAUGUUGUCCUAGCCAAGUCCGAAGCAUCGCAAGAUGCUUUCCUGAAUUUCAGUUCGUCGGCGUUGGCUUUGUUUGCCAUUCGCUCACUGUUCUUCGUCGUGCGGGACUUUUUCAACAUGUCCAACCUCACCAGAUCCACCUUCGCCGUGGUAUUGUUGCUAAUGGGUUUGGAGAUGCUUGGUGGCCACGCAGUGUACGUGAGUGCUCUGAUCUCCAUCGUUGUGUUUGCCUGCAUGCUGGUUCUGUCGGUGGGAAUCUCUUCGCUUCAGCACCCGAUCCCCAAGAUGCCCUUGUCGGACCUGCACUCAUUCUGA